UCUCGACAUCAUUGUACCUGUAUUUGUACCACUUUGGUACAGACACAGGUGGGUGGUUAUUUACGUUGUACGAAGGCGGAAUAGCCUCAUGAAUAAGUUGAUACUUAGGGCCGGAGUCUGCUGUAACAACGACCUUUCCCGCCUUCUACGGCGGAUUUAAGACUUCCGUGCUAGCAAGCGAGCCGCCAAUGCGAAUUCUUCGGCUCGGCUCUAAGGGGCGAACCUCUUUUUCUCUUCUCACUAGGUACCUUUCGUACCUACGACAGCCGACGAAGCAACGUCAGCUAAGUUAUAACCUUACUUGGACCGAACAGGACGCGACAGUGUUUGUACAUAUGCGUAUCGGCGCAGAUCACACUGCCAGAAACUCUCCUCUCCCACUCUGUCCAGUGUUCUCUAUCGCCCUUUAAGUUCUCACGAUGUUUGCGCUGUGGAUAUCUUCAGCACGCACCUCCAGCAUCACGCCACGAAACCCCAGAUGUGUCAGUCGAAACAAGCACUCCCAGGGGUCCCAGCCCGCCCAACGGGGCAUUCGCUCUCUCGCAACCAAUACAUUUAUUUUCCCAAGCCAGAGCAAGCGAGGUCCCCUGCCAAAUAUGCAUGCUGCGGCAAUGCCGUGGCCUGUCAAUGUCUGAGAUCGAGUUCCAGCGUCGCUUGUCUGGCGAGACUGGGACUAGCCUGGUGCAGCACCGUUUUGAUUUUGACGGCAGCUAAAUCGAGAUGGUGAUGGUGACUGUUCGACGUUUGGGCGUUGGACGCGGCGCUGAGUGGAUGGCCUUCUGGAUGCCAGAGAAUUUCCUCUUGGCUGCUUCCUGCGUACGUGCGUCUGUGGGUAUCGUGUGGAUACCAAGGUAUGGAGUGGAUGCGAGCCCGUGACCAGUGUCCAGAGCGAGUGGUGGGCGACUGGCGGUCCAGUCCAGUCCAGUCUCAUAGUUUUUGUGUCUCUCUCUGUCUCUGCUUGCUCAACCCACUUCCUGGUAUCAACAGCCUCUGAUAGUGUCGCCGGCGGUCUACUAUACUGUACUCUACGAGAAGUUGCUGGCUGCACUUGUACGAACGGCUCAACGAUCGAUCACGAUGUCUAGUUCUUGAACUUUUAAUUUCUUUCAAUCCAGACCCCCAUAGAUUGGGCUUUUCUCUAUAAUAUUACUUUCUUUACUUUGUCUACUUCGUUAAUUACCCCUCGCCGCGAUGGCUAUUUCUGAUGCCGUACAGACCCUUUCGGCGGCAUUCGCUUUUGGGAUAUUACUUCAGGCCGCGACGGGCGCUCUUUUCAUAUACUACCGAGGUCAUGGCUCGACCAUAUUUCAGGACGGCCGGAGGCUGGUCCUCAUUCUUUUCCUGUUGUUCGCCGCCCUGUGGGCGCAAAUUCAAUUCCUCAAUCUCCUUCUUGCGGACACCAUGGCGACGGCCUGCCAAGCAACCCUAAUCAUCUCGACGAUGUUCGAUCAGCUGGCGCGGGUCGGCAUAGAGCAGUUUCUGAUGUGGUCCAUCGGGCAUGGAACGAAGCUUACGGCGGAGCGUCUGAUUCUUCAAGGCAUAUUACUGCUUAGGGUUGUGGGUGGUGGAGUGCUGGUGGGCUUUACGAGACCGCAGUUUAAGCCAGUGUGUGUGGCGCAGACAAUGAUUUCACCUCUUGCUGUGGUUGUCCUGGCGGUUGAUGCGAUUAUCAUUGGGGUCUUGAUGGUGAGGGCGAUGUCGCUGGGCAUGUCCAAGGAAAUGCGGGAGAAGAGCUCGAGUACGAGACAGGAGCAGAGCAAGGCGUUGAUCUUCACCAUCAUUGGGCUUGCAAUUUGGACCGCUACCAGUGUGCCCAUGAUCCUUGGGGUUCCAACAAUCAUACUCAUGGUCCGAACGGUUGUUCCAGCAAACGGGUUGCUGAUUCUCGUUGGUAUCGUGACUAUGUUCCCAGGGGCUUUGCUUCUGGCAAGAGAAGAGAACGGCACAACUCCCGAGGCGAGAUCUCCUUUCGUGACACCGGCGCCACCACGCGAAUUGUUUGGAGAUAACGUCCCCAAUAACGGAUCUCCAGUCUCUACUAACAAUACGUUCACCAAGAACGGAAGCUUGUUCGUGGUCAACCCAUCGACUCCACACGACUCACCAACUGCUGUGUUUCAGAGCAGCUUUCGGAGGGAUACGAGGGGAUUUACGAAGCUUGGAAACGAGAUUGAUGUACACGAGAUUGACGACAAUCCUGUAGAAAGACCAGAUCGUAUUGGCGUUAAAGGUCCCGGAUACCGUGGCUCCAGUGGAGUUUUCCCAUCCAUGGUUGCUGCUUCUCAGACUGGUGUUCAAGCAGCUCUUGCGCCUCAGAUCAGACCGGCCGUACCAGCGAAGCCACAGCAGUCGGCAACAUUCCUAGCACCCGCUGCUCAACAGAAGCGUUCCAUGUUCAACUGGGGGAAAUCCGCACCAGCAAAGCCAAAUAUCCGUGCUUUAGGAAUCUCGAACCCGGUAUCCCUUGAUGUUGAUGGAGCAGCAGCUCAGCCAUUUGCUAAGAUACAGACAAUUGAUCUAGCAACAGCGGCAUCUAUGGAGCGCGAACGUCGGGAGGAAGCCUCGGCCAGAGCAAAGCUUGUCGCAAACAGACCGGCUCCCCAACCACCUCAAUUUCUAACGCAAGAAGCUCUGCGUCGAAGUGUCAGUGUCAAGCGGAAAGAGAUGCCACCUCUUCCGAAAGAAGCAACGCCAACUGUACCAGUACCAUCUAUAUCCGGAAUUUCGGUGGUCGCUACAAACGGAACCAGUAGCUCCGCUUCGCUUUCCCCUGCUCGUGAAGAGGUUCGUCGGAGGUCACCCAGACAAGCUAACAGCUUCGACCAGACUUUCAACGAGAAGACAGUUCAACCAAUCUUGCAGAGAAAGAGAACAGUUGGACUUCCUUCCAAUCCUAGGUCGACAAGAAUCACGAUGGCGCACGAGGCUGCGAUGGCUAAGCCCCAGACUGUUAUGCUGAUGAAUGAUGUCGUUUACGAUAACCCAGGACUCGUCAAGACGAUUAUCCAGGAGGCCCCUAGUAUUUACGCUGCUGCGCAGAAGAAGGAUUUCGAGAAGUCCGCAUUUUCUGAGACUACAGUAUCCUUGAAGUCGGCGAACUCGGUCAUUCAUAGACCAAGGCCUUAUAAGCGAGAUAAACAAGAUGAUCGUGCUCUGUUCCCAAGCGAGCCAUCGCCUGGCCACAGGAGGAGCAGAUCUGGAUCUUCUAUUACGCCAAGGAAAUCGUUUUUGACGUCUCAGCCCGGAAGCCCAACUCUACUACCUCGACUUCCGCCUUUACCACAACGUCCGAUCACGAGCGCAGCUGGAUUGAAGCGACUACUACCAAAUGACACGAAGAGCAUGACUUUUGAUGAGAAGAUCGAGUUACUGUUCCCAGCUCCUCCGGGAUCCACUUCAAGGCAUAGCCGACGAUCAUCAGUUCCAUCGCUUCCUCGUCUGCCCUCUGUCUACAUGGCGGAGACACCAAUGAUUCAAAGUCCAGUCGAGGAGGGAUUGCAAAGCCGCCGAGCUUCCAAGCGCACAACUAUAGCAUCAUUUGCCAUUCCUGAGACUAAUCUUCGCCCUAGAUCACCAAAGAGGCAAACUACUCGUCCUGAAGAGUCCGAAGUAUAUCGUUUCAGUGCAAAUACAUACAGAAGUAUUGCUGAUGAGGUUGGAGAGAUGUGGAUUCCUGGUAUUGCCGAUGAAAACGUCGAUACGCGAAACAGCCUUGUCAAGGAUCCAGAAAGGCAGUCUGUUCUCGGUGACAUGCGUAAAUCGCAUUGGACUGAAGCUAGUGAUGAGAGUUCGCAAGAGGAUGCCACGACUUACUGGGGAUCUGUUCACUCCGAAGUACCGCAAAUUGAUCUUGCGAAGGCAAGGCAGAACGCCAACUCCCUCUAUAUCCAACGACCAGACGCUCGACAACAGAGAAACAGCUCACAGAAUGUUCCUUCGUUGCCACAGCCAGACUAUGAUCUUAGAAGGUGUGAGGCUUUCGUGCCCUUGAUGCUCGACGCCGAAGCACAAAGAGGAUCUUUCCUGUUCAAUGCAGAUGACAACCGUAAGUCUUUCUUGCUUGAUGCGGAUCAAUCGUUACCUGGCGACAAAACACCAUCAGUCGUCAAGAAUGAGAAUGGAUGGCACCAUAGAAUCGGUGACGAGCUUCCCACAUUCUCAGAACGAUCACACUCGCGGUCACGCUCAAACGGCCGCAAAAUGCCACCUCCAACACCGCUUCUUCUCAACAAGACCGGAAAGAAGGCAACGGUGGUCGUUCAUCCAUCUGAGAUUUCUCCUCCUACAGAUUCCCCCGAGCGAGCAAUCGCCGAUAUUCAGGCUCAACUCAAGCGAUUUGAGGAUGAGCCUAGCCGAGGAUCAGUCGGCUCCCUCCUGAGGCGGAUACCUGGUACUGAAACCGAAGCAGCUCCAGACUCUGGCCACUUCAGACUCCUCGAGAACUUGGAGAAGGAGAUGGGUCAACAAGAGACACAUUGGCAACGGAUGCAAACCAAUCUCGACCGUGACUCCAUGUCUCAAGCCAUGUCGCCAUAUACCCAAGCGCAGUCAGAAGAUUCAGAAGGAACACUCACACGUGAAUCUUCCCAAAGAUCCAUUCGUACCCCAUCGAAGAUCUUGGCCAGACGUGCUCGUGUCCGGAGCAGCAUGACAGUAUCCGAACGCACCACGUCUACGCAAAGUUCCGAUAACUCUCGAGCCAGUAUUUGGCAACAGAGACUCGCAGAAGCUCAAAUGGAAUACAUGGACAACGCACCUGCCUUACUCCGCAAAAAGAGCUUGAACUUCCUUUCCGUCUCGAAAGGGCAGGCGACAAUCACGAGUCCUACACCUCCCGAAAGUGUUAAGUCAGAGACCGAUCUCGAGACCGAAUCCGAGUCCGACUCUGAUACGGAAGCCAUGAUGAAGUAUCAAGCUCCACAGGUGCAGGCAAAGAAGGCCAAGGCGCAACUUUGGCAGCCAUCGCUUCCAUCGCCCAAAGCUGCCUCUGGACGUCUGUGGAACUUCCCAUAUGAUACUCCAAGCACGGAAGCUGUUGCCCAGCCACCCGCGAGAGAUGUACGACCAGCACAACGCCGUCUCGUGGCUUCCCUUUCCAUCUCUACUAAAAACCUGUGGUCCAAGCCGCGAUCAUCGCCACACAGCAUACCAGUUGUUGGCCUUUGGGGUUCCAAGCCUGUUCGUCCUCGGAGCAUAACUACUCGACCUCUAACACAACGACCACAGCGCAAGUCUAGGCGUAUCACAUUCCUACCAGAUAUUGUCGAGAGUCCUGUACCUCUACCAAAUAAGAGGGACACUCUUGGUAUCUUCCAGUUUCCAUGGGGUGAGACUUCUGAUCAGCCAACCUACCAACCAGCUUUCAACCCUGCAAUGAUUUCAGGUUCAGUUGGCCCAGCACUAGCACCAAAUCUAGAUGCUCGAUCGAAGGAACUCGAGCCUGAUUUCCCCGAGUACUCAUCUUCAUUCUUCGACGACUAUGAGGAAGAAGAUGAAGACUUGGAUAUCGAGAGCGAUGACGACUUUGAUGAGACUACCUUGUGGGAAAUUGCAGACUUGUUGAACUCGAGAGAUGUUCCUUCGAAGGACAGCCUUCUCCCUCAGCCUAGAUCAAUCAUCGAUGACUAUGAUAUUGGCUCCGACCCAGAGAGCCCAGAUGCUGCAGCUCCACCUCCAGUCAGCCGCCUGCCUAUUCAACCACUUGCUGUGAAGACCCGACCUGUGCCACAAUUAUGGGCUGGAGAUGUUUCUCCACCUGUUGAAAGUGCUGCACGAGGUCUUCCACAACCUGAAUCUGCUGUCUGGAAUGCUCUUGUUACAGCAAAGGAUGAUACUGUAAGAUCGAAGCCACGCUCGACUUUAUCCAUGCCAGAGCUGUCAUCCACGGAUCUCUGGACUGUACCUGAGGCAGAGACUUCCCUGACACAUGCUUCUUUCAUGUGGAGUAGUGAUGCAGCUGCCGACAUUUCUUCUGUAUCAACUUCUGCUUCUGUAUCAGAAGUCAGCUCGCCAACACUGAUGUGGUCCCCCCAGGCAUUGGUCUCCAACGAACGAGCCUCUGGCAUGUUUACUAUUCCCUCAGAGGUCAUCCGCUCCACAAAUGCAAGCCCAGCUGCAAUCGAGAUGGUCAAAGCAGCCCGCCCAUCUGCAGGUGGACCUCUCACUAUCUCCUCAAAGAACAUGUGGACUCGCCUACAAGACUUCGAGGAGGCUGAUAGCUGGAUCUCGAAGUCUAGCUUCCCAAGACACGUGCAACCCAAGAAUGUCUCAAGUCUUAUGUGGACUUCAGCCACGAAGACCUCAGAUGUUGUCGUCCUAGGCCUCUUCGAUGCUUCUACUCUGCGAUCGGAUUAUCGAUCAACCGAGGCCAUGCCUGCUGCAAUCAAUAUGAUCUGCAAGCCACGAACAUUAUCGACACCCUUAACUAAACUUACCUCUACCAAGCUGUGGACUUGUGGCCAGGACAAAUUUCCAGUUGAGCAUCACUGGAUCACAGAAUCAUCCAUCCGUCCAGACAGCCCAACCUACUCGGUAACAUCCUCUGGUGAAUCAUCCCCAAUUUCAGACUCUUCAUCAGUGAAGUCAACCAGCACUAAGGCGUCAUCUAUCUGGUCUGCCUCAGUCUCAGCCAUACCUUCCUGGUGGGACCGAAAGGCAAAGAAGCCAUCUGCUCCCUCCCCAGUAGAAGACUCGAAGCAUCCUUCGAAGCUUCCGGUUCGUCAAGCACCAACACCCUUGGUUCCUGUCAGAGAAUCAAGAGUCCUCGCAUCACGCGAUCUUUGGGAGUCAAGAGCACCAGUCCUCGAGAAUACACCUGCGAAGAAGGGUCGUCGCGGAACGAUGGUCCAGCAAACAGCCAUCCCGGUGCUCAAGGCUGCUCCCUCUCAAUACAGAAGACCUGUUGCUGUCAACGCAGAUUGGGCUGAUGCUCUUGCUGAAGCUGUUGCCGCUGGUAGAGUAAAGAAGACCAGCACCCGUCCAGUCACCAGUGAGGCUGAUUGGGAGUCUGCUCUCUCUGAGGCUGUUGCUUUGUCCAAGCCCCGCUUCCAACGCUCAGUCUCAAGUGAAUCAGAUUGGGAGUCAGCACUUGCUGAAGCAGUUUCUCAAUCCACACCUCGUCUUCAACGCCCUGCUUACAGCCAAGCGAAGUGGGAGGCCGCUCUCGACGAAGCAAUAAUUGCCAGCACUACCAUGCUAUCGUACGACCCUGCUGUGCUCCAUCCGGUUUUCUUCACGAGCUCGCUCAUCUCAAGUGUGAGUGACAUCCACCCAGCUGCCAUGGGUUACUUCACCCAGAAGUCGGCUCAACCAGCUAUGUGGAUGCCUACAUCGGAACCCACCACUCGAAAGGAGACUAUGCUCUGGUCCAAGAACACCAUCGUCCCCCGCAAUACACCAGUAGAGAUGAAAUUGAGCGGGGAACCUGUCCGGAAAGCUCCAGUUGCCAGACAAGUCGAGUUGCCAGUGUUGGAAUCCAACUCUUUCUGGCAAUCAAGCCAGAUUGUACCAACUCAGCGUGACUGGUUGGCCCCUACUAGCAAGACAUCGUUGCUCUGGUCAAAAAGCGACGCAUCUGCGACGCCUAUGAUGAAGCUUAGCGGUGAGGCUCGACGCACAACACCAGUGGUCAGAAACAUCGAACUGCCAAUCUUGGAGUCCAGCUCUUUCUGGCAGCCAAGUCAAGUUAAACCAACACAGAAGAACUGGUUGGCUACUUCUGUUAACAAUACACCUUCAGCUCAGACCUGGACCCCAAGUGUCGUGUCGCAUGUUGUGGAUGCUACAGAAAGUAACACCAUGUGGACAGCCAAGAAGGAAUCAUCAGCAUCAAAACCAGAUAUCUUUAAACACGCUAAAGGUGCUCAUAUCAGGCAGACCUCGCCAGCCCGACCAGCCACCCUUCCCCGUCUGAACUCCAACGAGCUCUUUGACUUCUCGAUAACCGCUACACAAAAGGCACAAACAAACUGGCUACACUCGACCUCGGCUGCGGCACCUGCACCAAAGUCCCUGACCUGGACCACACCAACAGCCCAAUCCACUGAGCCAGAUACUCAGAAAUUCGGCAUGUGGCAACCCCAAUCCACUGCCACGUUGACUUCACCAGCGUUGUUCACGAAUCCUCACAGCCAGCCAUGGGUCCGAACAAAGCGUACCGAUGAGGCGCUAGGUUUGACUGGGACUGAGAUUGAAAGUUCGGAUUUAUGGCGCCCGUCCAUGGCUUUGCCGGAAAGUCCUAAGAACUGGCUCGUGAAGAAAAGGUUCUCCAGAGUGGAGUUCAGAUAUUGAAUGAGUGUGCAAAGAGAGAGCGCGAACAGAUGAGUGCAUAUAUCGCACGUCAUUACUACUUUAUUUCUUUUGUCAUGAAUGUUUGGAUAUAGGAGAUAGUGAAGUGCAGUGGGAAGUAAAGUCCUGCUUGCGGAUACCCGACCUGUUGACAUGGGGGGAAUUGGGAGGAGUUUUUGAAGGGACUGGAGCGAGGGAAUAACCACGAAGGAAUGACAUGCUUGAAUGAAUCUCGCUGUUGUGUGUAACAUUAUCAAUCAAUCAAUAUAUGAAUUACAUUUUUGCA
Molecule: messenger RNA, 8572 nt
Organism: Cadophora gregata
Lineage: Eukaryota; Fungi; Ascomycota; Leotiomycetes; Helotiales; Ploettnerulaceae
Exons: 6
Coding region: 1192-8289 (2365 amino acids)
Source: RefSeq, a predicted model, not a curated record